Messenger RNA from Zingiber officinale, 2541 nucleotides. RefSeq names its product serine/threonine-protein kinase TOUSLED-like. Gene Ontology annotation, cellular component: nucleus. Lineage: Eukaryota; Viridiplantae; Streptophyta; Magnoliopsida; Zingiberales; Zingiberaceae. The transcript is spliced from 16 exons. The coding region runs from base 320 to 2350 and encodes 676 amino acids. The record is from RefSeq and is a predicted model, not a curated record. Gene Ontology annotation, biological process: intracellular signal transduction; peptidyl-serine phosphorylation; chromosome segregation. Gene Ontology annotation, molecular function: protein serine/threonine kinase activity; ATP binding.
CCUUUAUGCAAAGAGAGUCCCCUACCGUAAAAGUAUUUUCCCAAAACGCCCUUCUCUCCUUCUCCGCCUUGUAUUGGUAUUCCUUUGAAUGCCGGAGCCGGCGAGUGGUGGCGCCGGUAGCGCAAACUGAGGCUCUGUUUUCGUUUUUCAUUAUUUUUUUUGGAUUUUUUCCCUUUUUUUUUGGAUCGAGUUUUUCCGAAGCGACGUUUGGAGUAAGGUGGUGGCGGAUCGGACUGCGGGAGCGGGAAUGAUAUGAACUAGGGUUUUGUAGAUCGUUUUUCCGUUGUCGAUUUGAUUAGUUUCCUAGAACUGAUCGGCCAUGUCCGACGACAUAGUCAUGCAGUUAUCUUCGAGUUCGAGUCCUCCUGAUCCGUCCCUACCGACGAAGCUGGCCAAGCUGGAGGCUCGCAUGGCGGGGAAGAGCUCGUCUUCACUCACAAUUCAGUCGGCGUGGCAGUCUCCUCCGCCUCCUCCUCCUCCUCCGAUGAGGUUUGCGGAGCAAGAGGAAUUGCCUGACUCAUCCUCUGACGAUGAUAAUGGCGAAGAGUUCUUGAUACAACACAACAUUCAGAAGCGCCAGAGAUUUGAAGAAGGUGAUCAUGAUCUAGCUAUUGAACAAUAUAAGGAAACAACAAAUGGAAGGGUAAAGCCCUUGGAGAGUCUUGAGAUUAGAAGAAAUUUGGAUGAGUCAAAUAAGAAAAAGCAAGGUCGUGGUAGAGGUCGUCCAUCAACUGGUAGGGGUCGUGGCUCAAAGACAUCUGAGCAAACUCGUGUAGUAUCAACUUCCUCAGUUAUCUCAAAUGGACAACUUGAGAGUCCCGCAAAAAAGGACAUUUUGUCUAAACUGCCACUUGGGAAUGAUGAUAGAAUUACCUUGUUGCAGCAGGAAAUAUCAUUAUUACGUAGCAAAAAUGCAACCUUGGAGGAAGAGUUAAAUAAGGCACGCCAUGAAGCAUCUGAAACUCAUAAUCUUGCCCGCCAGUUUGAAAAGGAACUAAAAGAACUCAAAGAACAUAAUCAACAAAUGAAGACAAAGCGGAUUAAAGUGCUAUCUGAUCUACUGAUAUCAUUCUCAAAAGCAGAGAGGCAGGAAGCAAGGGUGAAAGUACGACAAGAAUCUGUUAGGCUCGGAAAUGUUGCUGUUCUUAGGACUGGAACCAUUAUUUCAGAGGCAUGGGAGGAAGGUCAAGCAUUAAAGGAUAUUAAUGCUCACCUAAAAUCAUUAUUGGAGAUGAGAGAAUCUAUUGAGCGGUACAAGAAAUCUCUGAAGAAAAGACAACCUGACAAAGGUGAUGGCAGUGACAUGGAAACUAGCAUGUCAGAUGAAGAUUUUGUUGUACAGGAUGAGAUUUGUAAGUCUCGUUUGGCAAGCAUCAAGAGGGAGGAAGAGAGCUGUUUGAGAGAGAAGGAACGUUAUGAACUGGAAAAGGGAAAGCUUAUACGUGAAAUGAAGCGGAUCCGAGAUGAAGAUGGUUCACGCUUCAACAAUUUCUCUAUUCUUAACCAACGUUAUGCUCUCCUCAACCUCCUAGGAAAAGGAGGAUUUAGCGAGGUUUACAAGGCAUUUGAUUUAGUGGAGUAUAGAUAUGUUGCAUGUAAGCUUCAUGGUUUGAAUGGCCAAUGGAGUGAAGAGAAGAAGCAAAGUUACAUACGACAUGCAAUUAGGGAGUACAAUAUACACAAGACUUUAGUGCAUCCUAACAUUGUGCGGCUAUGGGAUAUCUUCGAGAUUGAUCACAACACUUUCUGCACUGUCUUAGAAUAUUGCAGCGGCAAAGAUCUUGAUGCUGUCCUAAAGGCAACACCAAUUCUCCCAGAGAAGGAAGCUAAAAUUAUAAUUGUUCAGAUAUUUAAUGGCCUUGUCUACUUGAAUAAGAGACCUCAAAAGAUCAUCCAUUACGACUUGAAACCUGGUAAUGUUCUCUUUGAUGAGGUUGGUGUUGCCAAAGUGACUGAUUUUGGCCUAAGUAAAAUAGUGGAGGAUGAUGUUGGAUCUCAGGGUAUGGAACUUACUUCCCAAGGUGCUGGAACAUAUUGGUACCUGCCUCCAGAAUGCUUCGACCUCAGCAAAACACCAUUGAUAUCUUCGAAGGUGGAUGUCUGGUCGGCCGGUGUGAUUCUGUAUCAAAUGCUCUUCGGCAGACGCCCCUUUGGUCAUGACCAGACUCAAGAGAGAAUCCUUCGUGAAGACACCAUCAUCAAUGCUCGCAAAGUGGAAUUUCCUUCAAAGCCAUCUGUUUCAAACGAGGCAAAGGAGCUAAUGCGUCGGUGCUUGACGUAUAAUCAAGCAGAAAGGCCUGAUGUUCUAACCAUCGCUCAGGAUCCUUAUCUCUCCUAUUCAAAGAGAUAAUGCCUGAUAGCAGCAAAAUGUUGUUCUAAAAGCUUUUUUUUUCUGGCCUUCUCUGGUUCAGGAGCCUCACUCAUAAAAGAAAAGCUUUGGCAUGUAAUGAGCAGCAUUCAUUGAACUUGGAUGCAGUCAUUUAGUGUACUGUAGUGUUCUUAAAACCUUCGGCAUGUAAAUGCAGUUUAAGUGUGGCAGUA